Messenger RNA from Neoarthrinium moseri, 1458 nucleotides. RefSeq lists its product as uncharacterized. NCBI's taxonomy places the organism in Eukaryota, Fungi, Ascomycota, Sordariomycetes, Amphisphaeriales, Apiosporaceae. Gene Ontology annotation, biological process: 'de novo' AMP biosynthetic process. Gene Ontology annotation, molecular function: N6-(1,2-dicarboxyethyl)AMP AMP-lyase (fumarate-forming) activity; (S)-2-(5-amino-1-(5-phospho-D-ribosyl)imidazole-4-carboxamido) succinate lyase (fumarate-forming) activity. The coding region runs from base 1 to 1458 and encodes 485 amino acids. Gene Ontology annotation, cellular component: cytosol. The transcript is spliced from 9 exons. The record is from RefSeq and is a predicted model, not a curated record.
AUGGCUGGUUUCGAUACUUACAAGACGCCUCUCGACUCGCGCUACUCCAGCGAUGAGAUGAAGCAGCUGUUCAGCCAGCGCUCGCGCCACAGCACGUGGCGGAAGCUCUGGCUGUACCUCGCCGAGAGCGAGAAGGAGCUGGGCAUCGACUCCAUCACGGACGAGGCCCUCGCCCAGAUGCGGGCCCACCUCACCGUGACCGACGACGACUUCGGCGUCGCCGCCGUCGAGGAGAAGAGACGCCGACACGAUGUCAUGGCGCACGUCCACGCCUUCGGCCAGGUCGCCCCGGCUGCCGCUGGUAUCAUUCACUACGGAGCUACUUCUUGCUAUGUUACUGACAAUGCGGAACUGAUCCUCAUGAAGAAUGCUAUCGACCUGCUGCUGCCGAAGCUGGCCAAGGUCAUCAGCAACCUUGCCCAGUUCGCUGAGAAGCACAAGGCUGUGCCCACUCUCGGCUUCACCCACUACCAGCCUGCUCAGCUGAUCACGGUUGGAAAGCGAGCUGCCCAGUGGGCACAAGCUUUGAUGAUGGACCUGGAGGACAUCGAGUACGUCAGAAAGAACCUCAAAUUCCGCGGUGCUCAAGGAACUACCGGAACCCAAGCCUCCUUCCUCGAGAUUUUCCACGGCGACGGUGCCAAGAUUGAUCGUCUGAACGUUCUCCUGUGCGCCAAGGCCGGCUUUGAAGACUGCUAUGAUGUCUCCACGCAGACAUACACAAGAAAGGUCGAUCUCAGAGUCGCCAACGCCAUCGCUGGUCUUGGUGCCACUGUCCAGCAGAUCACCUCGGAUAUCCGUCACCUUGCUAACUUGAAGGAGGUUGAGGAGCCUUUCGAGAAGGACCAGAUUGGUUCUUCGGCCAUGGCAUACAAGCGUAACCCCAUGAGAUCGGAGCGCAUUGCAUCUCUGGGCCGCAAGUUGUCCAACCUACCGGUCAACUUCAAGGAUACCUUUUCUGUCCAGUGGAUGGAGCGAACUCUGGACGAUUCCGCCAUCCGUCGUAUCGAUAUCCCCGAAAUGUUCCUCCUCGCAGAUGCCAUCCUGAUUGGCAUGGACAACGUGACUGAUGGCCUCGUCAUCUACCCCAAGCGCAUUGAGGCCCGAACCCGGGAGGAGCUCCCCUUCAUGGCGACCGAGAAUAUUAUCAUGCGCAUCGUAGCGAAGGGCGGGAGCCGUCAAGAUGCUCAUGAGGAGAUUCGUGUCCUUUCCCACCAAGCUUCGGAUGUCGUCAAGAACCAGGGUGGCCAGAACGACCUCAUCGAGAGAAUCAAGGCCACUGAGUACUUCAAGCCCGUCUGGAACGAGAUCGAUGAGAUGCUGGACCCCAGCCUGUAUAUCGGCCGCUCUGUCGAGAUCGUCGACCGCUUCUGCAGCACUGGCGGUGUCUUGGAGAAGAAGCUCAAGCCUUACCAGUCUUACAUCCAGCAGGCUGGAACGGCUCAGCUGAACGUAUAG